GAGAGCGCGCGCUUCGCUGCCAUGGGCGUGCCCGUGCCGCUCGCUCUGGAGAAUGGAUCGAUUGGGUGUCACGGAGAGCUCAUCGAUCUCCUCAGCAGUGUACGAACCGUGGAGCUACCGUUUGCUGUGCCAAAGCAGCUCUUCCGGGUCACCGAAGCUCAGAUUGUGAAGGAUGUGCUUCACGCACUGCAAGGAUCACCUGGCGAGACGAUCUUAUGGGACAAAGCCAAGCUCCAGUUCUAUUUCAAACUUGGAACACACGUCUCCCAUCUCUCGCCAUCCAGCUUGCUGGUAAUGCUACGGCCAUUUCUUUCUGCGGCGACGAGCUCGAGAAGAGUCCAAAAGUUCGUCUCCAAGGCCUCCAUGUCGCUUUCUCAUAAGUUCCCGACGUUGGAGGCUUUCGCUAAAGCAGUUUCUCUGCGGCUUGAGCACAUAAGGCGUGCUGUCCUGGAGAAAGAGACUGAGGCGGUGCAAGAGCCAUCGUCUGUCACUCUAUUAAAUCUUUCCGAGAGUUUGUCCUGGGUCAGUUCCGCUUUCAAGUUCCUUGACCACGUCGUGAACAACGCUGUUCCGAAUAACUUCUUUACGUAUGAUGCUGCCAACUUGUCUACUCACAUCCUAACUUUCCUGUUUGACGCUUUGAAUAAGUUCUCCUUGUUGAAGGAUGGGGAGGAAGAAGCAUAUCGUACGCUGUUGCUGUUGUUCGUCGUGAGCCUGUGGCCUCAUGUACAACUCCUCGAUACUUGGCUUCAGGAAGGAAGCUUGUCGGAUCCUUUUGGCGAGCUGUUCUUUUAUGCCAAUGCUUCGGCUUCAAUCCAAGACACUGCAUUUUGGCAAACGGGAUACUUAGUACGUUAUACAGACCAAACCGGGGAGGAGCGGCAGAGUCUUAGCUGUGCUUCAUUUCUGCAACCAAUUGCAAUGCCGAUUCUUUCCGCGGGAAAAUCGUUGCAGCUUUUACGGCAUUUUCAGAAGGAAGGCGUGGCAAAGGCAUCUACUGUACAACUGAUUCAAGCCCCAGAGACAUCUCUGUUCGAGAACUUCUGCCUUUCGUUGAAGAAACUCCUCGUACAAGACAACCUUCCUCCCACCGAGCUGUCAUCCCUGACUAAGAUAGCCGCAGGGACUGAAGGUCAUAUAUCCAGUACAAUCAUUCUGCCUUCAUUGGACGACCAUGGACUUCGGAAUGCAGUGUUUUCGAAUGAUAAGGGCCACGUUGAUCGUACGAGUUAUCUUCAUGGUAGCGGAUGCGGGAGUAUUUUGCACCGUCAAAUGCUGGUGGAUGAAAAAGAGUUGAAGCUGGUGUUCGCAACUCUUGCGGAGAUAUCUUCAGAAGAGGAAAGUACCGAGUGCGGAGCGGCUAUCUCAAUGUUAGAAUGGCUACAACGUGUUGACUUUCCGGUAACACCUUCAUCAACAGUGAUAGUUCAAGAAUGCCUCAUCAGCUUGAUAACCAAGCAGGUUAAUGCCAUAGGUGCACAGUUGCUUGAAAAGCUAAUGGGAGAAUGGCGUCUGAUGGAAGAACUAUCGCUUCUGCGUUCUCUUUACCUGAUGGGCUCUGGAGACCUGCUGCAGCAGUUCUCGUUUGUGCUUUUCAAUAAACUUGAUCGUGGGGAACCAUGGGAUGAUUUUUACGAGUUGAACACCAUGCUACAGGAAUCAGUUCGAAGCUCUGCGGAUGCUGCCAUGUAUUCCACUCUAGAUUCUUUGGUUGUAAAAAUGGAAUCGCGCGGAACGGCGGAAAGGUCUCCAGUUCAUCGUGUGCAGUUUACUGGACGUAGCCCAGUUUUUGGCAUAGAUACUUUACAAGACCUCCGUUUUGAGUAUAAGGUGGCAUGGCCUUUGGAGCUCAUCAUUGACAGUGAUGCAAUCAAAAGAUACAACCAGGUGAUGUGCUUCCUGCUAAAAGUGAAGAGAGCAAAGCAAGCUCUGGACAAAGCAUGCCGAUGGACGUGGAAGGGAGACUCUGAUAGCCACAAACCACAACUACUUCUACAAAUGAAGCUCAUGCACUUCGUAAACACCUUGCAUCACUACGUCAUGGAUCAGGUACUAUACAGUUCGUGGCUGGAGCUUUGUGAAGGAAUGUCUUCGGCAAGGUCACUCGAUGAAGUUAUCUCGUGCCAUGAUAUGUACUUGAUCUCUAUUCAGAGGCAGUGCUUUGUUGCACCAGACAAACUGUGGACGCUGAUUUCGAGCCGUGUGAAGUCGAUACUGGGGUUGGCACUGGAAUUUUAUGCUGUCCAGCGUGGGGUUGUCGGAUCAGCAGGCACUGCCCCUCGAUCUCAGCUGGAAAUUGACAACGUUGCCAAGCAGUUUGACGAGUGCAUUGCGUUUCUUUUGAGGGUUUUGUCGUUUAAGUUGAACGUCGGACAUUUCCCUCAUCUAACGGAACUCAUCACCCGAAUUAACUACAACAACUACUACCUUUCCGAAUCCGGGCAGCUGCUGACACCGAUUCCAGACUUGCAACCGCACAGGCUGAAGAAGAACUUGUUUUCAAAGUAAAGCUAUAAUUCCUAGAGCUCCUACUGGAAAGAAGCCGCCAGGACACGAAGGAUUCCCAGUCCGGUAGACAAUGGACAGGACUUGCGCCGGGGUGCGAGAGUACGAAACAGAGUAGUCG
Molecule: messenger RNA, 2626 nt
Organism: Selaginella moellendorffii
Lineage: Eukaryota; Viridiplantae; Streptophyta; Lycopodiopsida; Selaginellales; Selaginellaceae
Product: gamma-tubulin complex component 5-like
Exons: 18
Coding region: 22-2508 (828 amino acids)
Biological process (GO): mitotic cell cycle; cytoplasmic microtubule organization; spindle assembly
Cellular component (GO): equatorial microtubule organizing center; centrosome; spindle pole
Molecular function (GO): gamma-tubulin binding; microtubule minus-end binding
Source: RefSeq, a predicted model, not a curated record